CAAAGAAACAAAACAAUCGGCAGGAUGAGGGAGUACUAUUUGAUGGAUCAUGGAUGAUAACAUUCGUGUCUGGCGAUACAAUAAAACGUCCAGUUAGGAUCAACGAUGAAAAAAAUCACUAACAACUGUCCCAUACCUGGAUGGAAACGAAUGAUAUGUCAAAGAAAGACGGGAAAAACUUCAGGAAAAUUUGAUGUGUACUUCGUAGAACCUAAUGGAAAGCGACUUCGGUCACGCAGGGAGAUAUCAAGCUAUUUGGAAGAGAACGGUUUGGAUGUUUCCCUGGACCUGUUUUGUUUUAGAACUGGCAAAAAUUUCUGUGAGAGAACAUUGACGAACGUGAAAGAGAAAAAGAAAGAGAGUCAAGUUUGUUCGUCUGCUACAAAGUCUUGCUAUUUCAGCCAGGAAAAACUUCAAUCGGAGAAUAGCGAUGUUUCGAUGGGUGUUGGAGGCAACAUUAGUGUCAAGAAAAAGUUCCAGUAUUCCGAAAUGGAGCCUGAGCUAGCGGUGGAAAAACCGGAGAGAAUACGUCAAUCACAGACACAAAUUGACAAAAACACUGUACAACAGGACAAGAGACAAACAAGUCCCUACUUCAAAAAGAACUGUUUGUCCUCAGCUGCUGAUCAUGGUGAAAGAGUAUCCUUUGAGCCGUGGCAAGGCGGUAUAGUAAACUUACCACCGAAAGGGAAGAUUUUGAAAGACUUUGAAAGCUCCUCGUCAGGAACUCCAAAAUGUUCAUCUCCUGAAUCAGAAUUUCCGAACUGUUAUCCUUCUGAACCACUGAGGAUGAAUAUUUUUGACAAAAAAGAAAGGGGGUUUCUUCAGACUGAAACAAGCACGAUUGUUCGCUUCCCAGAUCAAGGGCUAAUAAGCGAUUUCGACAGACCGUCUUUGGGAUUGGCAAACCGACCUUCCUCAAGACCAGCGUUGGGUUAUCUUUAUGAAACAAAAGUGCGCACAAGCCUCACAGAAAACCCCGGCUUAGUGAAGUUUCCCAUUGAAGGUGGUUUCUCGAAUAGUUCCAAGACAUCAACUGUGCCGGAUGAUUACUCGUUAGAAAAGAUGGAGAUACAACGGAAAGAAAGAAUGGCCAACCAGCCUAACAGCAUUGCGAUGAAUCAACAAAUACAACCCGCACAAAUCACCGACGAAUUUCAGCAUUUACCUCCAGGCUUGCAAAGGUUUCACAGCUUAAGGUACACUGCCCCUAAAUCUCCAUUCAACUUGAUACAAGAAAAGCUUUGUCAUGAUCCAUGGAAACUUUUGGUAGCAACCAUCUUCCUUAAUAAAACUAAAGGAUGCAACGCUAUUCCGAUUUUGUGGAAAUUUUUCGAUCAAUUCCCAAAUGCUGCUGCCACAACAAAAGCUGAUCCAACCGAAAUUGAAGAUAUGAUCCAAUCCUUGGGCUUGUUCCGUAAACGUGCACGAAUCUUAAAACGUUUCUCAACGGAGUAUCUCUGCAAGGCGUGGCAGUAUCCUAAUGAACUUCAUGGUAUCGGCAAGUAUGGGAAUGACUCGUUUCGAAUGUUCUGUCUCGGAGAGUGCAAAGAUGUUCUACCUGAUGAUCAUAAACUAAAUCUGUACCACACCUGGUUAUGUGAACCAGAAAGAAAGGCUUCUACGAUUGCUGAGGAACUGCAUUAA
Messenger RNA from Dendronephthya gigantea, 1647 nucleotides. RefSeq lists its product as uncharacterized. Gene Ontology annotation, molecular function: DNA binding; catalytic activity. NCBI's taxonomy places the organism in Eukaryota, Metazoa, Cnidaria, Anthozoa, Malacalcyonacea, Nephtheidae. Gene Ontology annotation, biological process: base-excision repair. The record is from RefSeq and is a predicted model, not a curated record. Gene Ontology annotation, cellular component: nucleus. The coding region runs from base 106 to 1647 and encodes 513 amino acids. The transcript is spliced from 5 exons.